AUGUUUGAUCUAAAUAUUCUCAUUAAUACAUCAAAAUUACCUUCCAAUGUACUGACACCAUGUGAUGAUGAUUUUCUCAAUUUUGUUCGACAAGAAGCCGGUGAAGAUGUUGCUGAUUUGCUUGAAGCACAAAAUGAUGAUACAUAUGUUGUCAAGCCAGGUGUAAGAGGCAAUGUGGAUUAUCUUAUUGAUUUGUUCCAACGUAAAUAUAUUGAAGAUGCAAAAUUAACAAAGUCUUCAAAACACGUUCAAUCAUCAUCUGCAGCAUUAUCUUUAAAUAGAACAACAGAAGAACAAUCAACAACAACAACAACAAUAUUUAAUGUUUUAUUGAAUAAUUCAUCAGAUAAUUUAACAAUUCCAAGAUUAUAUUUAUCAAAUGAUGAACAUUAUAAAUAUAUUAUUGAUGCAAUAAAUUCCUGGUGUGAAAAUAAUAAAUCAAUAUUUAAUUUAAAAGAUUUUACUUUAAUUCAAGGACACCAUUUUUUUAUUCAUCUUGAAUCGACCAGAUGA
Molecule: messenger RNA, 513 nt
Organism: Rotaria sp. Silwood1
Lineage: Eukaryota; Metazoa; Rotifera; Eurotatoria; Philodinida; Philodinidae
Source: the annotation of a GenBank genome assembly